This is a messenger RNA of Jatropha curcas, 633 nucleotides long. RefSeq names its product large ribosomal subunit protein uL6m. Gene Ontology annotation, molecular function: rRNA binding; structural constituent of ribosome. Lineage: Eukaryota; Viridiplantae; Streptophyta; Magnoliopsida; Malpighiales; Euphorbiaceae. Gene Ontology annotation, cellular component: ribosome. Gene Ontology annotation, biological process: translation. The record is from RefSeq and is a predicted model, not a curated record.
GACUGUUCGUGUGACCAAUAUACUUGAGCAUAAUGGAUGCCAAAUUUUUUCGCUUUCUUAAGAUUGUUGGUGUUGGAUACAAAGCCAGAGCAGAAGCAGAAGGCCGUCUCUUAUAUCUCAAGUUGGGAUACAGUCAUGAGGUUGAACUCACAGUGCCUCCUGCUGUUCGCGUUUUCUGCUUCAAGAACAAUGUUGUUUGUUGCACUGGAAUUGACAAGCAAAGGGUGCACCAGUUUGCUGCCUCUGUUCGUAGUUGCAAGCCUCCUGAAGUUUACAAAGGCAAAGGUAUAAUGUACAUUGAUGAAGUGAUAAAAAAGAAACAAGGGAAAAAGUCGAAGUAAUGGAAGCAAGAAUGCACAAGACUGAUAGUGAAUUACGUGUGGUGAGUAGUUCCUUGGUUUGAAGUACAAUUUUUUGUUCUGUAAAACCAAGUUAAAUUUAUGGUUUGAAAUGUAGGAACAAUUUAGAAGUAAAAAAUUUAAAUUAGUUUAGUUUUUUGCAAUGACAUAACUGGUGAUUCAACAAAGUUUCUGCUUGUCCGUUAGGGGCUUUAUUUUCAUUAGAUUAGAAAAACACCAAAAUGAACAUAAGGUUUUUCUUUCCCCUUCAAUUGACAUAGACAUUUGUUCUUUA